Apodemus sylvaticus (European woodmouse) is the source of this 2111-nucleotide messenger RNA. RefSeq names its product dynein axonemal assembly factor 10 (gene Dnaaf10). The transcript has 8 exons. Bases 98 to 1171 code for a protein of 357 amino acids. Lineage: Eukaryota; Metazoa; Chordata; Mammalia; Rodentia; Muridae. Gene Ontology annotation, molecular function: ubiquitin binding. The record is from RefSeq and is a predicted model, not a curated record.
CUAGAGCGUCCGGGUAGAGUGCGGCUAGGGAGGGACAAACUGCCCCUGAUGUGUUUGCAGUCUGGUUACCAGGUUAGCGUUUGGCUGCAUCUGCACUAUGUCCACCUUCGAGAAGCCUCAGAUCAUUGUCCACAUUCAAAAGGGACUGAACUACACAGUGUUCGACUGCAAAUGGGUGCCCUGCAGUGCCAAAUUCGUGACGAUGGGCAACUUCGCCCGAGGCACCGGAGUUAUCCAGGUGUAUGAGAUCCAGCGCGGGGACCUCAAGCUGCUGCGGGAGAUUGAAAAGGCUAAGCCCAUUAAAUGUGGAACAUUUGGUGCGGCAUCUUUGCAGCAGAGAUUCUUAGCUACUGGAGAUUUUGAUGGAAAUCUUCAUAUUUGGAAUUUGGAAGCUCCAGAGAUGCCAGUGUAUUCUGUAAAGGGUCACAAAGAAAUCAUAAAUACCAUAGAUGGCAUUGGUGGACUUGGAAUUGGGGAAGGAGCACCUGAAAUCGUGACUGGCAGCCGAGAUGGAACUGUAAAGGUGUGGGACCCGAGGCAGAAAGAGGAUCCUGUCGCUAACAUGGAGCCUGCACAAGGAGAAAACAAGAGAGACUGUUGGACUGUGGCAUUUGGCAAUGCUUAUAAUCAAGAAGAGCGUGUUGUCUGCGCUGGCUAUGACAAUGGGGACAUCAAGCUGUUUGAUCUUAGAAACAUGUCACUGCGGUGGGAGACAAACAUUAAAAAUGGGGUGUGCAGCUUGGAGUUCGACAGAAAGGACAUAAGUAUGAAUAAGUUAGUUGCUACGUCUCUGGAAGGGAAGUUUCAUGUCUUCGACAUGAGAACACAGCAUCCUACAAAAGGUUUUGCCUCUGUUACAGAAAAGGCCCAUAAGUCCACCGUAUGGCAAGUCCGGCACCUGCCACAAAACCGGGAGCUCUUUCUCACAACUGGAGGCGCCGGGAGUCUUCACCUCUGGAAGUAUGAAUACCCCACUCAGCGCUCAAAGAAAGAUUCGGAGGGCUUGGAGAUGGGAGUCGCAGGUUCCGUCAGCCUCCUGCAGAACGUGACCGUGUCUACUCAGCCCGUGUCGAGCUUGGACUGGAGUCCUGACAAACGGGGGCUCUGCGUCUGUGGUUCCUUUGACCAGGCGGUGCGCGUGCUGAUAGUGACGAAGCUCCAGACCAUUUGACCCAAGCCUUGGACGGAAAAGGUCCAGAGAGUUCCGCGCAGAGUUCGAGCUAUUCUGCAGCCUCUGGCCUCACCGAUGACGGCUGAAGUGCAGUGAUGAAUUCAGGCAGCCACGGGCGCAAGGCCGGCCAGCCUCCGGCGUCUGCGGGCAUCCGGCGGCUGACCAGCAUGCCAUGCCGCUGCAUGUGAAGGUGCCACACACCAGGACCAGCUGGGUUCCUUUCUCCAUGUCUCUACUCAGAAAAAUUAGAGCCAGGAGUUGUGGUAUUUGCUCGUGGUGCCAGCUACUUUAACAAGCUGAGGCAGGAGGAUCAGUAUAUAUAUAUAGCCUGUAAGAUCAAGACUAGCUUGGGCAGCAUGCCUUUAAAUACGGUUGGAUGCUGGCACUGAGGAGAUGGCUCACUGAGGAGAAUGUAGGAGUUCUUGCUGAGGACCCAACUUUGGUUCCUAGUAGCCAUAUCAGCUGGCUUCCAACCCCUGAAACUCCAGGGGUAUCUCAGACCAUCUUCUGGCUGUACUGGGCAGUGGUACUCACAGACACAUGCACAUUCUUAGAAAUUAAAAAAUAAGUUGUAUUUAAAUUUAAAAAAAAAAUGUUUAAAGCCAAAGUCAGUAGUUGUUAUUUCACUGUGUUUUAAGUUGGUUAGCUCUAUGCUCUCUCCGUACAUUUUGCUUCCACUGGGGAUUACUCCCCUUGGUCUGUAAAAUGCCAGGAGAACUCGGUUCAACUGGCCAGCCUGGGAAACUGUUUUCGGCAGCGUAACUGGUAAAAUACUGUGACUUCCUUCCUACUCUCUCUCCUUUACUCGGAUACAGACCUUGGAUGUCUUUUGACUGUGGUAAGUGAUGACGCACCAUUGACGAUUAGAGUGAUUUUUUUUUUUAAAUCCUUUUGUCAAACCUUUAAAAUAUAUUUUUAAAAUAAACAGGUUUUUAGAAUA